Molecule: messenger RNA, 2064 nt
Organism: Dendronephthya gigantea
Lineage: Eukaryota; Metazoa; Cnidaria; Anthozoa; Malacalcyonacea; Nephtheidae
Product: patched domain-containing protein 3-like
Exons: 2
Coding region: 1-2064 (687 amino acids)
Cellular component (GO): membrane
Source: RefSeq, a predicted model, not a curated record
AUGACUGAUUUACACAACAUUAUCACAGGGAUAGAGAAUUACGACGAAUACUGUUUUAGACCAAACUCUAAUAGCAGUUGUGCCUCAACAAACAUAUUGGAAGCUUUUGGUUUUCAAAAGAAAAAUUUAGUUAGCAAUAUUUUACGACGUAUCGAGACCAUAAUCCAGAAUGAUGCUUUUCUUAUGUCGAACGGAAGAAGACUUUUGGAUAAUUUUAAUCAAAUUUUUGGAAACACUGCUUCUAUUAAUUCAAUUAAUUCCACAAACGCACUGAGAAUAGUUUACUUUAUGAAAGAGCAUGACAGAGGAGAAGAGAGAAGGGAAGGCAUCUUGGAGUGGGAAGAGAUAUUUUUGAAUAAAGUAUCAUCUUUUUCGAAAAAUACUACGUGUGCGAAUGUCUUUUAUGCAGCAGAAAGAAGCCUGGACGACUCAGUUGAGGAAAGUACUGGUUCUGAUAUUAAGUUUUUUGCCGUAACAUUUGUGAUCAUGGGAAUUCUUAGUGGCGUUGUGAAUGGAAGAUGCGCAGAUGCUCGUUACGGCCAUCAAUUGUUAGGAUUUAGUGCCUUGUUGUCCAUAUAUCUAGGGGUCACUAGCUCGCUUGGUUUCUUAAUGUUGGUCGGUGUUCCUUUUAUCAGUAUGGUCGGUGUUCUACCAUUUUUGGUUGUUAGCAUUGGCAUUGACGAUGUGUUCAUUAUCCUACACGAACUUAAUGAAAUGAUCCGUCAAGAUAUACCUGCAAAUCAUAUUCUUAGUGGGACAAUGGCUAGAAGCGGUCCAACUAUUACUAUGACAACUCUUACAGAUCUCGUAGCAUUUGCCGUGAGCUGUCGCUCCAUCUUCCCUUCUAUUCGUAUUUUCUGCACAUACGCAGCUCUAGCAAUUUCAUCUGUUUUUGUUCUGCUGCUAACAUUUUUCGUUGGUUGUAUGUGGUUUGAUAUUAAAAGAAUCAACGCUGGACGCCGGGAUUUUUUGCCUUGGUUAAUGAGUCCUCCCCCAACUGAUUGUUGCUCAGGAAUCCGGAGAAGUGGACUUGACAACGUUAUGAAAGCAUGGGGGAAAAAAAUAGUGUCACCCGCUGGCAAAACCAUUAUCUUUUUGAGUUCACUACUUCUCCUUUCUUUUGGGAUUUAUGGCGCUCGUAGCAUUGACGAGAGCUUCAACAGAAAGCUGUUGACAACUGAAGAUUCGCAUUACCGGGAAUUUCUAAAAGUUUAUGAAGAAAACUUUCAUCUUAAUAUCGAAGUCAGUAUUAUCUUUACAGCACAGGCUGAUCAGUCGAGCAACGAAAUUAAAAAAACAUACUCUUAUGUGGAGAAUCUUGUUGAAAAUAAUGAAUAUUUCGACACAGGAAGCAUAUCAUGGUUAUCUGAAUAUAUAUCUUGGGCACAAAAAAGAAACAUCGAGAUUAACAAUACCAGAAUAUUCCAUGCCUACUUGCAAGAAUUUAUUUCAAUUCCGAAGUAUCAAAGAUUCGCCCAGGAUCUCAAAUUUUCUGAAGAUAAAACACAUUUGAAAGCUUCAAGGAUCUUAGUUUAUUCUAGAAGUGACCCUGACUCAACCUUUCAGAGAAAUAUGAUGGCCAGCAUUCGAAAAGAUCUCCUCCAUUCCUCGAAUGUUCAUGCUUUUGCCGUUGCUCUGCCGUUCAUAUACUUUGAACAGUAUGCACGUGUACUUGAUGAAACCAUUAGGAACUUGAUCGUCGCCGGAAUUUCAAUUAUUUUGAUAUCGUGCUUGUUUCUUAAUCACUUUGUAAUAAUAUUUUGUCUCAUAUGGGGAUUUGUUGCUCUUAUAUUUGAACUACUUGGCCUGAUGUACAUAUGGAAUGUCUCGUUAAACUCAAUCUCUAUGAUAAACCUUAUUAUGGCUUUGGGAUUUUCUGUAGACUACAACGCACACGUCGCUUUUCACUUUGUUUCCUCUAAGGCUACCACGCCUGAACUUCGUGUCAUCGAUGCUCUACACACAGUUGGCGGUAGUGUUUUCCUAGGAGGGCUUAGUACAUUCCUUGGAAUGAUGCCAACGGGAUUCACUUCCUCCACAGAAAGAUAUUUGACUUCCGCGUAG